AUGAGCAUUCCGGAAUGGGCGACGACUGAAGAAUCCAUUGAGGAGGCAAAGGAUUAUCUCCGACAGGGAAAUACGGUGGAUUUCUUUGAAUUGAUGUCUAGCUCCAUCCUUCGAAGCCACCCAACUGACCUUGCAACAUUUUGUUUAGAACUUGUUCAAACCAUUGCCGACGGCAAAGAAACCCCUACAGAUGGUGAAUAUCACCCCAAAGUCGUAGAAGACAAUAGGUAUAUGCGAGAUAAAAAUGUUUGUGACUUUCUUAAUGAAUGGAUUUUGGCUUUAUUAAAAGAACGACCAAGCACAGAUAGUGACCGCAUCGGGUUUCACAAACGUUACUUGGAGGAACUCAUAGCAGGCGAGGAGAAAUCUUAA
Trypanosoma theileri is the source of this 372-nucleotide messenger RNA. Its product is annotated as antigen 2. The transcript has a single exon. The coding region runs from base 1 to 372 and encodes 123 amino acids. Lineage: Eukaryota; Euglenozoa; Kinetoplastea; Trypanosomatida; Trypanosomatidae. The record is from RefSeq and is a predicted model, not a curated record.